Molecule: messenger RNA, 1402 nt
Organism: Sinocyclocheilus rhinocerous
Lineage: Eukaryota; Metazoa; Chordata; Actinopteri; Cypriniformes; Cyprinidae
Exons: 7
Coding region: 83-1393 (436 amino acids)
Source: RefSeq, a predicted model, not a curated record
GUAGCAAAAUGAUCAUUUAAAUGUUAUUUGUCCUAAAUGCGUUUAGACUAACAGUUAGGACACUUACGAUUGCAUUUUCAUCAUGACACCGUGGGAUAUUUGUAGCAAAAUUCGGUGCGGCUUUGAAAAUGCAUUCCGAGCUGACCGCGCCCACCCUCCAUCAAUCAUUGCGUCAAGGCGGGGCUUACUUUGCGUUGUCGUGGGUAUUUUGAUAAUUGGCGGGAGGGAACAUGGUGAAGUCGUUCUUCUCCGAGAAGCUGCCCAAGCACUGGAGCGGCAAACUGCAAAUGUUGGCCCUUCAGAAAAUCCAUCGUCUGGUCUGAGCGCGACACCUCCGGAUCGAAGUGGUGGGACACGGGCAGAAGUUUUAAGAUUGUUUGCACCAUAUUCAAAUUCACGGGGCUGUGUGCCGAAACGUCACAACACCGCUGCACCUUCAGCAAAAAAAUCUAAAAGUGUUUCCUACACCCAUCGUUUUUUUUUUUGCCUGUCCAAGAGAAAGGAAUGUGAGGUGCCAAGUCCAUCAGUGAAAAACAAAUUAGAGAGGGCAGGAAUAGGAGAGAAGAGGAUUACCAUUCCAGACAAAUACUGCACUCCUCAGGAGUUUUCAGACCAUCUCUUUCAGCAUUUCCCUAUGUUGAAAGAUUGUGGCGGUUUCCAGCUCUUGCAAUCCAGAGGAUCAACACGUUCCAAAAAAUUAGAGACAAUACCCUGUCCAGAUGAUGGGUAUUCCCCUGAGUACCUCUUAAGUGAGUCUGUCAAAGUUGGGCAGGCUCUCAUAUAUAUCAGGCCACUCCAGAAAGAUAUAGAUCUGCAGACUCUUGAGAGUGACCAGCCUAUAUCAUCUGGACCACUGACAGAAUGCUUGUACUGCAAUGAGAAGUAUAGCCUAUCAGAAAUACAAGACCAUGUUGAUGUUUGCGAAAAGUUUCAUGAGUCAGGCAAAGUGAUAUCAGAUAGCACUGGCAGUACAAGACAGGAAGAAAUGGCAGCAACCAUGUCAGAGGAUAAUGCUGAAAGGGAGGAAAGGGCCUCAACAUCACUCAAUACUGUUUUCUCAGCCAGUACCAGCCCAUCAGCGGAGCCUGCCACUGAAGAGUGGAAGAUUGAACCGGAUCUUGAAUCAGCUGCCCGGAUGUAUCGAAGACAGAUCUUAAAGAAUGCAGAUGAAAAACCAGACCUAGUUGUUACACUAGAUCUGCACAGCUGUGAAAAGGAUCGUGAACGAGAAAUGUUAGCUUUUUAUAAACGUCCAAAUGUUGAUUGGACAAGUCCGUUAACUGUAAAACUUAAAGGAGAUGCUGCAUUAGGGGAUGGAGUAAAACGGCACUUUUUCACAUUGAUAAUGGAAAAGCUCCACCAUGGAUUUGAACUUGACAUUGGCGAGUUAUAAUUGAAAACA